AUGAGGCAAAAUGACCAUCUUCACUUUAAACUAAACAGACACUAUACACCUCCUGUAUCACAAUCAAGCAGUAUACAAGCCAGUUCACUGACGUCUAUUAGUGAGUCUCCCUGGUUUCAAAGCUUUCUUCGGUGGGUAAUUACCAUUGAUCAUCCUUCUCUGUCUAAUGAUCGCCACAAUUAUAGCUCAAUAGCGCACCUCACCAAUUACAUAUUUUUCUUUGGGGGUCACCUACGAACGGUUUCAAAUACCAAGCAUCUCUCUUUACUAGUUUUACUGAUAGUACUAUGUCCUAUGAUCCUGUUCUCCAUAUUCGAAGUCCGCCGUUUAUGGCGCAUAUGUCUCAGCGCAAGAGCACUUGUUGUACUUUUCUACUACAGCUGGAUACUUUGCUUCCAGUCCUUUUUGAAGACGGCUACUUCAGAUCCAGGUCUACUUCCAAGAAAUAUCCAUCUCCCGCAGUUGCAGAACGACUUCUGCAUCCCUAAUGAAUACUACAAUUCAAUUCGGCUACCUUCACCCGUAAAGAAUUCGCCGGUAACCCUAAAAUACUGCAUUACAUGUCGAAUAUGGAGACCACUAAGAGCGUCACACUGUUCUACUUGCAAUUGCUGCAUAAUGACAUUCGAUCACCAUUGCGACUGGGUCAAUAAUUGUAUCGGGCAACGCAACUAUAUCCAUUUCCUUACGUUCCUCUUCAGUGCAGUUAUUUGCGACAUAGUACUUUUAGCUGCAUGUUCACUAUGCCUCGCAAAUGCGUCUUCUAUCUCUGGAGAUCCCGUUAGUGUCAUACUUAUCUGCUACAGCUGUCUUGCAAUAUGGUAUCCCGCAAUUUUGGCAGUUUAUCACAUUUUUUUAACUGGAACACAGCAGACUACACACGAAUAUUUAAACAGCAUCGGGUCAGGGAACCCAAUAUUUCACAAAGUAGUACGAGCAGACGAUCAUCCAUUUCUUACUGACAGUUUUGUACAUAAUAUGGUUCUACAAAUGUGCCAAAAGAAAGGUUUUAGUGCUAUGAGCACUACUAAAUCGCAUGAAUCCGGAGAUUGGCGGUUCGUAGAUAUUCCACCACCCCAUUCAUUCGAAAAGAUAUAA
Molecule: messenger RNA, 1098 nt
Organism: Eremothecium sinecaudum
Lineage: Eukaryota; Fungi; Ascomycota; Saccharomycetes; Saccharomycetales; Saccharomycetaceae
Gene: ERF2
Product: palmitoyltransferase ERF2
Exons: 1
Coding region: 1-1098 (365 amino acids)
Biological process (GO): peptidyl-L-cysteine S-palmitoylation; protein targeting to membrane
Cellular component (GO): endoplasmic reticulum; Golgi apparatus
Molecular function (GO): protein-cysteine S-palmitoyltransferase activity
Source: RefSeq, a predicted model, not a curated record